AUAUAUAUAAAUUCCAACACUUGCUCGCUAUUAUUGCAGUUGCAUCACGUUAUUAGCAUUAUGAGUGCCCGUUGUCUGCAAUGGACGCAGGCGUCGUCCUCGCAGCACCAGCGACAGGAAGCGGAAGCGUUGCAGAGGCGGGAACAUAACCAACAGCACCACUCGGGCAACGGCACUAACAUAUCAGCAGCUUAUGGUGAUAAUGAUGAUAAUCAUGACAACAUCGGCAACGAGCAACAUAAUCAAAAGAGCAACAACGUUAACCACAACCCCUCUGCAACUACGAAUUAUAGCACUUCCGGCUUACUAGAGUACCGACAACAACAACAACAAGAAUCGGAACAAACCACCCAACAGCCAACAGUUGGAAUAUACAGCCACACAUUUCCGUGGCACUUAAUGGUGCCACUGUUGCUGCUCAUCCUAUUCGUUGACUGCAGUUGCUCGUCAGCGACUGGAAAUUAUUCGAGCUUGGCACUCAAUGCAAGCGACACUGAAAUCCGAUUACCCAAUAAUGAGACAACAAACACAUUAGUUGCAGCAUCAGAUUCGCCCGCACCAUCAGCUACGACUGGUCUGGCCAUAAGCAGCGAGGGCAGCGAGCUGACCGAGGAGGAGGAGGAGGCCGAUAAUACCAGUGAAUAUAUCUUUGAUCGCACCGAUGUGCGAAUCAUAUUCAUCACGCUCUACACCAUUGUCUUCUGCUGUUGCUUUUUUGGCAAUCUACUUGUUAUACUUGUGGUCACACUGUCGCGUCGUCUGCGCUCCAUAACAAAUUUUUUCUUGGCCAACUUGGCAUUUGCCGACUUUUGUGUUGGCCUCUUUUGUGUAAUGCAGAAUCUGUCCAUUUAUCUCAUAGACAGUUGGGUCUUCGGCGAAUUCCUCUGUCGCAUGUAUCAAUUUGUGCACUCUCUCAGCUAUACGGCAUCCAUUUUCAUUCUGGUCGUCAUCUGCAUGGAGCGUUACUUUGCCAUUGUGCAUCCAAUAACCUGCAAGCAAAUCUUAACUGCGGCACGCCUAAGGAUGGUCAUUGUCACCGUGUGGAUAACAUCGGCUGUCUACUCAACGCCCAAGUUCGUUUUCAGCAAGACCAUCAAAAACAUUCACACCGAGGAUGGUCAGGAGGAGGAGAUCUGUGUGCUCGAUCGAGAAAUGUUCAAUUCUAAAUUGCUCGACAUGAUUAAUUUUGUGCUGCUCUAUGUGAUGCCCCUGCUGGUCAUGACGGUGCUGUACAGCAAAAUAGCCAUCGCCUUGUGGCGCAGCUCGAGGGGCCUGAGUCCGCAUGUGACACAACAACAACCGCAUCCGCCCGGCCAGGAGAAUAGUAUGAGUCUGCACAAUAGCAUGUACCAUCACCACCAUCAUCAUCAUCAUCACGCCUCACAUCCGCAUCCACACGCGCACCACCUUCAACUCCACCAGCAGCUGCCUGCGUCAACGGCCACUGGGGCUGCACCAGGAGCAUCGUCUCUCGCUUCCGGCAGCAGCUCCACGUCCUUGUCACGUAAACAAAGCAGUAAAUAUGAAAAGCGUGGCGUCAGCAUCACUGAGAGUCAGCUUGAUAAUUGCAAGGUCUCACUGGAGUCGGAUCGUCCAAUUGUUAGUGCCUGUCGCAAAACGAGCUUCUAUCAUCACUCCCACACGCACAAUCAACGGCAGGGCAAUGGUGGUGGUGCUGCUGGAGGCGGUGGUGGAGGCGGUGCUGGUGGUGCCGCACACAUGUCACACUCAUCGAGCAAUGUGUUACGGGCGCGUAGAGGCGUGGUCCGCAUGCUGAUAAUAUUUGUGCUGACAUUCGCGCUCUGCAAUCUGCCGUAUCAUGCGCGCAAAAUGUGGCAAUACUGGUCACGUUCGUAUCGCGGUGAUUCCAAUUUUAAUGCGCUGCUUACGCCUCUCACCUUUCUGGUCACGUACUUCAAUUCGGGGGUUAAUCCUCUGCUGUACGCGUUCCUCAGUCGCAAUUUUCGCAAGGGCAUGAAGGAGCUUCUGCUCUGCUCCUGGAAGAAAGGCAAGGGCAAGUCAUCAUCCAACUCAUCGAUGCAUCACAAGCGCAAGGCGCUGCAGACGCAUUCGCUGCCCACGGAUACCACGCACAUUGGCAACGAGCAGCUAUGAUGGCCAAGCUGCUGGAAGACGCACUUCAAGCUCUUCGGCCGUCGCUCGUAGAACCCAUCGGAAUCCGCUCAUCGCCGUAAUUAGCGGUGAACUCAUUGUGAUUUUCUAAAAAGCCCCAUUGCUUGGUUGGAUUAGCAAUUAAAAUGCAAAUGAAAUUAAUCUAUUCAUAGUGUUUAUCAUUGUCAAGUUGUAUAAUAAGCUAAGCCAGUUUUUAAAUGCCGCAUUCGUUCAGGCUAAAACCAAAUAAAAUACAACAACAACUUUUUAAGGACCUAGAGCGAAUACACUUAGCUCGUAAAUUGUAUUUAAAUAUUUCUAUAUCUCAGGACACACUGUGUGUCCAUAAUUUGAUUGUAAGCGCUCUAAAUUUCUAGUGAU
Messenger RNA from Drosophila grimshawi, 2493 nucleotides. RefSeq names its product trissin receptor. The record is from RefSeq and is a predicted model, not a curated record. Bases 61 to 2115 code for a protein of 684 amino acids. Gene Ontology annotation, molecular function: G protein-coupled receptor activity; peptide binding. The transcript has 10 exons. Gene Ontology annotation, cellular component: membrane. Gene Ontology annotation, biological process: G protein-coupled receptor signaling pathway. Lineage: Eukaryota; Metazoa; Arthropoda; Insecta; Diptera; Drosophilidae.